Molecule: messenger RNA, 2190 nt
Organism: Trichoplax adhaerens
Lineage: Eukaryota; Metazoa; Placozoa; Uniplacotomia; Trichoplacea; Trichoplacidae
Exons: 14
Coding region: 1-2190 (729 amino acids)
Biological process (GO): G protein-coupled receptor signaling pathway; gamma-aminobutyric acid signaling pathway
Cellular component (GO): G protein-coupled receptor heterodimeric complex; membrane
Molecular function (GO): G protein-coupled GABA receptor activity
Source: RefSeq, a predicted model, not a curated record
AUGCGCGCAAAUUUGUUUCAAUUGGCUAUAAUUAUUGGAUCCUUGUUUACUGUCGUAGCUCAUGGUCUAAAAGAUCAGAACCUUUACCUUGGUGGAUUUUUUCCUCUCGAAGAUUUAUCCGGCAAUAACUGGCAGACUGGAAACGGUAUAUUAGCUGCAUGUCGACUUGCAGUAGAUUUAAUCAACAAUUCUACUAAUAUCUUGCCAAAUCAUCGAUUAGUCCUAAUAGCUAACGACACCAAGGUAAGAAGAGGCCUUUUACCUCGAGCGCAACGAGUCCUUUUCAAUUAUAUUUUUCGUCCACCAACUAAAUUGGCUCUAAUUGGUGCCGGCUAUUCUAGUGUUACCGAGCCACUAGCUGCAACUUCGGCAUUAUGGAAUUUGCUAUUGGUUUCUUAUUCAGCUUCAUCGCCCGUUUUGUCCAAUCGCCAAAAAUUUCCAUAUUUUUUUCGUACUAUCGAAUCGGAAAUUUCAUUUAAUAAUCCACGUAUUGAAUUAUUAAAGUACUACAAUUGGAAUCAGAUCGCACUUUUAUAUGAAUCGGAAAAUAUUUUCAGCGAGACGAUGGAUGAUUUUCGAAGUAAAAUAGCAGUUAAUAAUAAUAUCACUAUAAUAUCAUCGGAAAGUUUUGCAGACCAGCCCAAGGAACAAGUCAAACAAAUAAAAGAAAAAGACGCCAGAAUUAUUAUUGCAAGUUUCUACGAAGAUACUGGAAGGAAGGUCAUAUGCGAAGCUUACCAUCAUGGUUUAUUCGGUGCCAAAUAUGUUUGGAUUUUAAUCGGAUGGUUAGAAGUGAAUUGGUGGGAUGUAGCGGUAACGGUUUCAUCUGGUCAGUGUACUCGAGAACAAAUGCGUGAAGUAAUUACAGGCCAGAUUGCAAUUGAUUUAACCUAUGUACGCAAAGAUGAUAAGAGAGCAAUUUCUGGCCAGACCGCAUCAGAAUUUACGCAAGCCUAUUCUGAAUUAGUACCUAAUGUUAACAAACGCGAUCUCUACGCUGCUUUUGCCUAUGAUGCUGUUUACGCUAUCGCCUUAGCUCUAAAUCAGAGUGAAGUAGAUCUAGUCAAGUAUAACAAAACUUUGAGCGAUUUCACUUAUAACGAUCUUCAAAUGGCCCGAAUAUUUAGAACGAAUAUGCAAAAUUUACUAUUUGAAGGCAUUUCUGGGACAGUUAGUUUUACAGCCAAAGGUACUCGAAUUGACAUAACUGGUGUUACGCAAAAAGUUAAUAUUGGUAUUUAUGACGGCCAAGCCAAGCAGAUUGCCAUUAACAACGACCUAGUUCAGUGGAAGAGCAAUAGAACUCCCAUUGCAUCCGUUCGAUAUAGCUUCACUCCUUUACACAUCGAUUUAGCAUUACUUAUUUCCAUGUAUAUUCUAGCUACUUGCGGAAUCCUUUUGGCUAUUGCAUUCCUGACUUUUAAUAUCAUACUUCGACAUGAAAGAUUUAUCAAGAUGUCAAGCCCGCGAAUUAAUAAUCUCAUCGUUGUUGGUUGUAGCAUGAUGUAUUUCGCUAUUUAUGUAUUCGGUUUGGAUGGUAGAUGGGUCUCUCAGCGAAAUUUUCAUGCUGUUUGUGUGGCUCGUGGCUGGUUCCCAGUUAUUGGCUUUACCUUUAUGUUCGGUUCAAUCUUUGCUAAAACUUAUCGUGUGCACAAAAUAUUUACAAGUGGCAAAGCUAAUAAAGUGGUAAGGGCCGUCAUGAAGGAUACUUAUCUAUUUGGUCUUAUUGGAAUAUUGUUACUUAUGGACAUUACUAUCCUAACUGCGUGGCAAAUUAUUGAUCCAAUGUACUUGAAAAUUCUUAAUUUAACAGCUGAGAGUUCUCCGAAUCAAGAUGUGGUCCGCUUACCUCAAAUUUGGCUAUGUGAUAGUAAUAAUAAAGUUACCUGGUUGAUUGCCUUAUUCGUAUUGAAAGGCACAGUUGUCAUGGUUGCAGUUUUUUUCGCAUGGGAAACGCGUAAAGUAACAGUUGCUGCCCUAAAUGAUUCUCAGUAUAUUGGCAUGGCAGUUUACAACGUAGUUAUUCUAGGUAUUGUUGGCGUACCAGUUAUUAUUAUUCUAGCUGAUCAGAUUAACCCGACCUUCGCAUUAACCAGUGGCUUUAUCGUAUUUGGCAAUACUGUUGUAUUAUGCUUAGUAUUUGUGCCAAAAGUAAGUAACUGCAUUCUCAAUAUGACUUGCAUUCUGUAG